Molecule: messenger RNA, 2446 nt
Organism: Antechinus flavipes (yellow-footed antechinus)
Lineage: Eukaryota; Metazoa; Chordata; Mammalia; Dasyuromorphia; Dasyuridae
Gene: PPP1R3C
Product: protein phosphatase 1 regulatory subunit 3C
Exons: 2
Coding region: 115-1068 (317 amino acids)
Biological process (GO): regulation of glycogen biosynthetic process
Cellular component (GO): protein phosphatase type 1 complex
Molecular function (GO): protein phosphatase 1 binding; glycogen binding
Source: RefSeq, a predicted model, not a curated record
GCAGCGCUCCGCACUAGACUGCUCCGAUCCGGUGCGGGUUACCUGACCUAGGAAGGCUGGGCUGGGGAGAAAGUCCUGCUGGCUCUGGAAGCUUGUGUGGCUGAGUGGUACCCAAUGAGUUGCACCAGGAUGAUUCAGGUUUUAGAUCCCAGGCCUCUGACCAGUUCUGUCAUGCCAGUGGAUAUGGCCAUGAGAAUCUGUCUUGCUCAUUCACCACCUCUGAAGAGUUUCCUGGGCCCUUAUGAUGAAUUCCAGCGAAGAAAUUUUAUAAACAGGUUAAAGCCUCUUAAACCUUGUCUCAACAUCAAGCAUGAAGCAAAAACACAAAAUGAUUGGAAACGUUCUCCCAGCCGCACCAAGAAAAGAGUUGUAUUUGCAGACUCCAAGGGCCUGUCUCUUACUGCAAUCCAUGUUUUCUCGGAUUUCCAGGAGGAACCCGUAUGGGAUCUUCAGUUUGAUUUAUUAGACCUGGGAGACAUCACAACCAGCCUCAAGCUUCAUGAAGAAAAAAACUUGAUUUUGGAUUUCCCUCAACCAUCAACUGAUUAUUUAAGUUUCCGGAACCACCUUCAGAAGAACUUUGUCUGCCUAGAGAACUGUUCUUUGCAAGAGAAAGUUUUGACAGGAACAGUGAAAGUAAAAAAUGUGAGUUUUGAGAAGAAGGUCCAGGUCCGCAUCACCUUUGACACAUGGAAGACCUAUACUGAUGUGGAUUGUGUCUAUAUGAAAAAUGUUUAUGGAGGCUCCGAUACGGACACUUUUUCCUUUUCUAUUGACUUGCCUCUUGUCAUUCCAACUCAGGAAAAAAUUGAGUUCUGCAUUUCCUAUAACAGUGGUGGACAUGUAUUCUGGGAUAAUAACGAGGGUCAGAAUUACAAAAUUGUCCAUGUGCAGUGGAAACCAGAUGGGGUACGGACACAGACGACUUCACAGGACUGUACAUUCCGCCAGACACCAAAUAAAACUGAACUUGAUUCACCACUCUUUGGAAGCCCAAGGCUAGCUAGUGAGCUCUUUCCUGAAUGGCAGAGCUGGGGGAGAAUGGAAAACUUGUCCUCAUAUAGAUGAAUUAAGUUGUUAUCCUAACUACAAAGUAAAUGGCCCUCAGUUUGGUGCCCAAUUUGGAAGGGAUUAUUUGGAAGAGAUAGUCCAUUAAGCCUCACUUUGUUUUGUAUUAUAAAUAUGUAUGUGUGAGUGUGUGUGUAUAUGUAUGUGUAAUGUUUUAACAAUGCACUUUCUUAAUGUUCAUUAGCUUUUCUCUUGGGGCAAGAAAGCUAUGAAGAAGUAUACAUGAUGGUGAUAGGAAGCUGUUAAUGGUAUGAGGCAUGUCUGGAAGAAGGUUCAUAAGAUGGAGAUCAUGUACCAUGAUGGGAUGAAGAAGGGUAUAUUUAUAUGUAGGUGAAGAAAUGUAAGCUUAUUGGAUGACAUUUUUUUCCCUGAGUAGGUUAUACAAUCCUCUUCUGGGGGAUUAAUACAAACAAGUGGAAGAAAAAUAAACUUCUGGAUAAAAGGGGCAUCCUCUGGUUGGGUGGUAAUUCAACAUUAUGGGACAGCUGAGGGUGAAAAAGUGAACGGAAACUCUAGAGCAUAGUUAUCACUUAAGUCAUUUCUCAGAAGAGAGGAUGCCCACAUCCAAAACAAUGACUUGUGGAAAAGUUAAAUAAAUCAAGAUUUAUAAUCCUACUGUUUUAAGUAGGAGAGGUGACCUCAUUUGUAAUGGUCACAUGUUGGUGUUUUUCAUUGUAGAUGGUGAACACUGAACCAUACCGUUUCCUAGUGCUAUUCACUUAGAUGCUUACACAAAAUAGAACCCCAAUACCUCGUAAGUGCCUUAAUCAAUACUUUAGUUGCUUAAUCCAAAUAUUCAAAUAGUCAUUUGCUAACUCCUGAAUAUUUAUGCUCUAGAAGUCUGUUUGCCUUGCAGUACUGAUAUGAAUUUGAUAUUAGUGUCAAUGUAUACAGCUAGCAUCCUUCAUAUUGAAGGUGACAUACUUUUCAGUGUACUUUCAAUGUGAUCUUUGUAAAGAGUCGUCUCUUCAAGAGUCUAGCCCUUUGAGCACAUGGAAUUAGGGACCUCUCUUGCCCUGUUUAAGCUGAAAUAUUUCUCUUCUGUUUUAUAGAUGUGAGAAUUAUCUUGGUCAUACUGUAAUACUUGUUAUCUGGUGUGUGUAAGUCCAUUCUGUAAAAUAGAUAUCUAUUGAAUAUAUUCUAGUCCUUUGUGUUCAUGAGUAGUGUGAUGUAUAUUUCCUUUAAAAAGAGUGAAUCCUGGUCACUUUUAAGGAACAUAUUUGGCUGUGCUGACAAAAUACUAAUUUGGAAUAAUUUUGCAAUGAAGGUAUUUGAGGUUGGCUAGCGCAGAAAACUUUUUCUACUGUCAAUAUUUCAGCUUACUAUAGUUAUUUUAUGUGAGCUUAUCACUUUAAGAAUAAAUUGUUUGAUAUAAGAA